Messenger RNA from Rosa rugosa (rugosa rose), 1191 nucleotides. RefSeq lists its product as uncharacterized. The record is from RefSeq and is a predicted model, not a curated record. Lineage: Eukaryota; Viridiplantae; Streptophyta; Magnoliopsida; Rosales; Rosaceae. The coding region runs from base 113 to 997 and encodes 294 amino acids. The transcript is spliced from 2 exons.
UAGCAUAAAUAUUCGUCUUCUGUUUUGCAAUUUGCACCACCAAAUUAACAAAACAAGUCCAUCAUCGAUAACCAGAGUGGGGGAGAGAGAAGAAAGAAAAGAAAACACCACUAUGAUGAUGAGCAACAACAACAAACCCACCUUGAAGAAGACAAGAACCUUUUCCCCCAAGAAAUCAGAUUCAAUGCAAAUCCCCACCGCUCAUCAUCAACCCAUGGAAUUUGUCCCUAAAAGGUGUGCUUCGCUAAAGUUUCCUGCCUCUCCUCAACUUGUUUUGGGGGAGGAGAUGCUCCAUUUCAGUCACCCACAACAUCCUCUUUCCCAUGUGAACUUACCGGACCUCUUCACCUGCGCCGGCUGUAAAGAGUACGGCGCAGGCAAGAGGUUCACUUGUCAACGAUGUGAUUAUCAACUUCAUGAUUUUUGUGCCUUGGCUCCUCCAGUUCUAAAGAGUCAUCCCUUCCAUUGCCAACACCAACUGGCUUUCUAUUCUAAACCAGUAAAAGGAGGGAUUGCACAAUCGAAGUGUGAUGUUUGUAGCAAGCCCAUCAAAGGCUAUGCUUUCAGAUGCGGCGCAGGUUGUUUCCAGAUGCAUCCUUGCUGCGCCAUGCUAUCUUCGGAAAUCAGCUUGCCAUAUCUCCAUCCCCAUACCCUAAGACUUUUACCUGCAUCAAAAAGUGGCAGCGAUCCGAGUUUUGUGUGUGGUGAGUGCAGGAGGAAGAGGUCGGGCACCAGAGUGUACCAUUGCACCGUCUGUGACUACCAUCUUCAUGCGGUAUGUGCAAAGAAUAUGAUCAAUGGACUUCAGGAAAAUGGCAUCAAGAACCUAGAAAAGCCCAGCAUGUUGGGGACUGCAGCUCGCCUGGCAUCUCAAGUGGUCAUCGAGUUCCUUGGGGGGUUGAUGGAGGGGCUUGGGGAAGGUGUUGCAGAAGUCUUUGUCCAAAAUGUCACCAGAUCAGGAAGAGGCAAUGGUAGAGGAAGAAGUCCUACUCCUUGAUUAAACUCUACAUGCUUCUUCAUGCACAUGCAGAUAUUGAUGAGGCUUGGAGUUUGGGAGUAUAUAAAUUACCAAAUAUAAAUAUAAAUAUAUAUAUAUAUAUAUACAGUUUUCUUUUCUUUUUCUUGCUUGGAUUUCUUGUGGAAAAUUAUUGUACUGUAAACAGCUGAUGAUGGGAGUGGAUCGAGUGCUUA